AAGGACCGCAGCUCUGAGUGAGUGGAAGGGACGCAGCUCUGAGUGAGUGGAAGGACUGAAGAUCUGAGUUGAUAGCUGCACAGGAGUGGCCAGAGGCAUCAAGCACUGGGGGGGAUCUGUGUGUGGUCUGUGCUGUCGGUGCUGCUGCAUUUGUCUGUGUUGCGCUCAGAUCAUGAGUGUGAAGGCUCUAAGAGCGGCAGUGGGGAUGGACGCGCUGAGGGGACACACCUGGUCAGGCCCCCCCUCUCCCUCCAGCGUGGUGCGCGUCUACCUCAGCUCCACCUGCUCAGAUAUGAUUGCAGAGAGAAAUGCUCUAUGGGAGAGAGCCUUUCCUGAGGUCCAGAGCUUCUGCCAGACCCUGGGCCUGACCUUAGAGGUGGUGGACUUGCGGUGGGGUGUGCGCGACAUGGUUUCGGUGGAUCACAUGACUUCAGAGCUGAGUCUGGAGGAGAUUCGCUGCUGCCAGAGGGACUCUGUGGGUCCUACCUUCAUUGCCUUGUUGGGGAACCGCUACGGCCAUCGUCCAAUCCCACGCCUCAUCCCCGAGCGAGAGUUUGAGCUGCUGGUUGGCAAGCUGUCCGACCUCGACGACAUCAAGUUCCUCAACAAGUGGUUCUGGAGGGAUGACAACGCGGUCCCGCCCACCUACGUCCUCCAGCCAAUCAGCAGGCACUUCUCCCACUACGGGGACGCGGCGGCCGAGUGCGUGGAGCUGCGCGACCAGGACGCCCUCUCCUGGCAGUACACGGAAGCGCGGCUCCUGAGGCUGCUCCGCUGCGCCGCCCUGCAGGCGGAGAAAUCGGGCCAGCUGACCCCAGAGCAGAAACACGCCUACUUCAAGUCUGUGACAGAGUGGGAGAUGGAGCAGGGCCUGCUGGCCGCCCAGACGCCGGAGAGCUCCACAGUGCUGUUUGUACGCGAGUUCCCCAAGCUGCGCAAGAAGGAGAUGCAGAAGAGCCUGGCGGCGUUCACUGACCUCACGGUGGACGGUCUGGUGGACUCUGAGGCCCAGGAGCUUCUCUCGGGCCUGAAGGCCCGCCUCCUGUCCGCCUGUUCGUCCAGUCUGAACCAGCACAGCGUGGAGCACUGCAAGACCGGCAUCGAGCCCAGCCGCAAGGAGCACGGCCAGUACCUGAGCAGCCUGUGCGAGCAGCUCGUGUCCCAGAUGAAGGAGAAGAUCCAGCAGAAGGCUGGGGGUGGGGGUGGGGCUAGGGUCGGAGGGGGAGGGGUCAAGGGAGGGGCCUGGGGAGGGGGCGGUCAGGGGGAAGGCUGGGGCUGGCUACAGCAGGAGAUCCACCACCACAUGCGUGUGUGUGCGCGCGAGUGUGGCGUGUUCUGUGGGCGGGAGAGCCUGAUAGAGAGGAUCCGCCUGACCGCGUUGGAGUCGACCAAUGGCAGACGAGCGCCUCCCCUGGUCGUGUUCGGCCCGGCGGGGGUGGGCAAGACGGCGCUGAUGUGCAAGCUGGCGCUGGAGAUGCGUGGUCAUCUGGGCCCGCAGGCCGCCGUGGUGCUGAGGCUGCUGGGAAGCACGCCGCUGAGCUCGGACCUGGACGGGCUGCUCAGGGGCGUCUGCCUGCAGGUCUGCGGAGCGUUCGGCCUGCCCCUGCCCACCUCGUCUGCCGCCCACACGCACCAGGAGCUCGUGCGCUUCUUCCACCUGACGCUGGAGGAGGUGUCGGCCCGCGGGGAGAAGCUCCUGCUGGUGCUGGACGCGUUGGAGCGGCUCUCCUCGUCCUCCCAGAGCGCCCACUACCGGCUCCACUGGCUGCCCAAGCUCCUCCCGCCGCACGUUCACAUCGUGGUGUCCGUUCCCGACGCCGCGGGUCCUCCGCCACUGCUGACCGGCUUGCGGGGGACGAUCGAGGAGCCCGGAAGCUUCUUCGAGGUGGAGCCGCUGGCCGGCGAGCAGGGCAGGGCCGUUGUGGACGCGUAUCUGACCGCAGCGGGACGCGCGCUGCAGCCGGAGCAGACCGACGUGCUGCUCAGAAGCUUCCGGAAGAGCGGCGGCAGCCUGCUGCCCCUCAGGGUGACCCUGCACACGGCCCUGCGCUGGACGUCCUACACACACGCGGCGGACGUGCAGGUGGGGCACAGCAUGCAGGAGGCAGUGGACCUGCUCCUGGACCAGCUGGAGAAGAGGCACGGCCGGCUGCUGGUCAGCAGAGCGCUGGGAUACAUCGCCUCGGCCAGAGAUGGUUUGUCGGAGGCCGAGCUGAGAGACGUCUUGUCUCUGGACGACGAGGUGUUGGCGGAGGUCUACCGCCACUGGCUGCCCCCCAACACCUCCCUUGUCCGCCUGCCCCCCCUGCUGUGGGCUCGCCUCAGGCACGACCUGAACGACCUCCUGCUGGAGCGGCAGACCGCCGGGGUCCACCUGCUCACCUGCUUCCACAGGCAGCUGCGUGAGCGUGUGAGGGAGCGGUACCUGCGUGGGGAGCAGGGGACCCAGAGACACACGCUGCUGGCCGAGUACUUCCAGGGCCUGUGGAGCGCCAGCCGGCUCAAGCCCAUCCAGCUACCGCACAUACAGACCCAGCUCAACGCAGACAGAAAGGUGCCCUCUGAGCCUCUCUGGUUCGCUGAAGGCGUGGCCAACCUUCGGAAGCUGCGUGAGCUGCCCUAUCACCUCCUCCAUGCUGACAAAUGGGAGGAGCUCUGUCAUAUGGUCAUCGGCAACAUGGAGUGGCUGUGCUGUAAGGCUGUGAGCUGUGGCGUUGCCGCGGUGAUCGAGGACCUGUCCCUCUGCACCACCCUGUACGAGUGCCCUGAGCUCCAGCUCAUCCAGGACGCCUUCGUCCUCAUCAAGCCCACGCUGGACUUCAUAGACGCACACAUCGAACCCUCGCUGCUGUACACCGAGGUCUUCGGGCGGCUCCACGUCUUCUCUGAGACAUACCCUGCUCUGAUUGGCCGGCUGUGCUCUCAGUGCCAGGAUUGGUUCGCGUCCUACGCUGACCCUGUCCUUGUCCCCAAGAGCUCCUUCCUGCCCCCUCCUGGUGGGGCGCUGAAAAGCACCCUCACGGGCUUUAACAAAGGUGUCACUGCAGUGGACGUUUGUCCUACAAACGACCUUCUAGUGGCCGGCUCAGAGGACGGGCUGCUGAUCGCCUGGAACAUGCGAGAUCUCGAGAUCAUUCACACACUCGUCGCACACACAGGCCCAGUGUUGGCUGUGAGGGUGGUGCAUGGGGGCAGUAGCUGUCUGUCCUGUGGGGGCGACGCUGCUCUGACCUGCUGGAGUUUGAAGACGGGCAAACAGAUGUACUGCAUCCGGGACGCCGUCAGCGCCGACACAGAGAACACACACACACGGUCCCCAGGGGUUACGCACACACACACACGGGCCACAGGGACACAGCACAGCGCCAUCUGCUGUGUGGUGGAGGAGAGUGCAGUGGUGUUCACACAGGCACCUAGACAGUGUGUGAAGGCCUGGCACCUGGACACAGGUGAGGCGCUCUACGACGUGGGGCCCCCUGAGCAGGCGUCCAUGUUGGAGACACUGAGCGGAUCCGUGUGUGUCCUGUCGGAUGGAGACCUGCUCACAUUCUACAAGGCGUCCACGGGCCUGGAGAGCAUGCAGACGCGACUGAGCAACCCCACACACACACUCACACCCACACACACACUCGAUCCCACACACACUCUCAGCCCCAUACACACACACAGACCAAAACACACACUCACCAUCACCGGUGCGCUUCACCUGCCCAGGCAUGACACACUGCUCCUGGCCUCCAGAGAAGGACACAUCCACCAGGUUUGUAUCAGUGGCAGACAUGAAGUCACUGACCUCCCUGGCUCCGCCUCAUUCCUCUCCGUGUCCGAGGACGAGAGGACGCUCUUAGCAGGGUGUGAGCGGGUGCUGGUUCUACUGCAGCUUCAGCCCGGUGGCUCCCUGCAGCGGCAUUGCGAGCUAUCCCAUGAUGCCACAGUGCUGACGGCAGUGGCGUCCAGUCAGGCCGGGGUGGUGGUCAGCGGAGCGGAGGACCAGCUCAUCAGGGUCUGGUGUCUGUCUUCCGGAAAACUCCUGGACACAUUCCAUGGCGUGGGGUCCAGGGUGACCUCACUAGCUGUCUUCGGGGAGACGGUCGUGUCAGCCUCGGCCUGCUCCGGUCAGCUGAAGGUGUGGCAGUUGAACUCUGACCCCAAGCACAAAGCCAAGACCUCCGUCCCCGCUAACUGCUCCCUGGUGACCCUGUCCAAAGACGGACAGACGGCGUUUUUUGUGAAGCAUGGUAACCGGAAAGAAGUCUUCACGUGGGACUGUACAACAGGUGACAUCACAAGCGCGUCUGCGGACGCCAUGGACACGUCGGCGGAGGUCCUCUGUCUGGAGCUGGCACAGCAGAAGCGGCUGCUGUUCUGCGGCCUGAGGACCGGCACCGUCAUGAUCUACCCCCUGGACUUCCCCCUGGAAACCCUGUGCAUCCCCCCACUGGAGGACAUGCCCCAGGUCCAGGGAAUGACCAUCAGCCCACAUGAGGUUCGCAUGGCGGUGGCCUACGACGACGCGGUGUGUCUGUUUGAGAUCACGGCGCGGGACAGCUUCCCGUGUGUGGAUGGGCCGUUCGAGCGGUUCCCGCUGACGCUGCUGCGCUCGCCGCUGUCCUGCAUGGCGUUGCUGGCCGACUGCCGGCUCCUGUGCGGCACGGAACGCGGCGACGUGACGCUCUACGACUUCAAGAGCGCCUCGUCCACCCCUCUGGACCGCCACGCGGCCCGCGUCACCUGCGUCGCACUCAGCCACAGGAGUGGCCAGGCCCUGGUGGGGUCCCAGGACUGCGUCCAGAGACUCUGGAGCCUCUCGCCCCUGCGACUCGACCACACCAUGGACUACAGGGGGUUCCUCUUUGAAGGGGUGCUGUGUGCCGCCUUCUCUGUGAAUGACCAGUACGUGUUCACCGGAUCCCAGGACAAAACCAUUAAAGUGUGGGACGUGGCCAGUGGCAGGCUGCUCUACGUGCAGUAUGUCUACUCGCCCAUCGUCAGGAUGCUGACGCAGAAGGACGGACUGGUGGCCGUGUCACAGCUUGGACAUUUAAUCAAGGAGGCGUUCCGCUGUCCCGGCGAGAUCCGGUCCAACUUCACCCCGCUGCGGAAGUUCCAGGCCCAAUUCAGACUCAUGUAUCGCCUGAAGAAACUGGAUCCUAACGUCAAGCUCCCUGGCGAGACCCAAGACAACAAUGAAGAAAAGGCUAAAGCGAAGCCAUCCAACACAUGCAUCCUACUGUAGCACUGACUCACGCUUAGUAAGGGGUCCAACGACUUAGCACAAGUGAAACAGAAAAUGUGUGAAAUAUCUGUCAAGCAAAACAUCAUAAAAGUUUAAAUAGAUUCUGACAUAGACUUGUGUAAGGUGAUGUCACAUACAGUGCAUACGGAAAGUAUUCACAGCGCUUCACUUUUUCCACAUUGUGU
Alosa sapidissima (American shad) is the source of this 5421-nucleotide messenger RNA. RefSeq names its product NACHT and WD repeat domain containing 1 (gene nwd1). Gene Ontology annotation, molecular function: protein binding. The record is from RefSeq and is a predicted model, not a curated record. The transcript is spliced from 21 exons. Bases 173 to 5236 code for a protein of 1687 amino acids. Lineage: Eukaryota; Metazoa; Chordata; Actinopteri; Clupeiformes; Clupeidae.